AUGGGAGAGUUGCAGAGAUUGGAGGACAGGAGGGAGUGUGGGGCGAGCGAAGGUGAAGGGCAGACACGCAGAGAGCAAGCGGAGAGAAAGCAGCGUGAUGACCGUUGUCGCUGCUUCGUGGUGGAAAUGGCUGCAAUUGUAGGACGGUGGAAAGUGGGCCCUUUUAUUUCAAUCGACCCAACCAUAAAAUAUUUGGGAAACUAUCGCUCUCAGGAGUCCCCUAAAGAUGAAGAAGGGGUUGUUAGAGCCGUCAGAAAUGUGCAUGCAAUGAUAGAUAAGGAGGUUUCUGCUGGUAUUAGCCCAGAGAACAUAUUUGUUUGUGGAUUUAGUCAAGGAAGCGCAUUGACCUUGGCAAGUGUGUUGCUGUAUCCAAAAACUCUAGGUGGCGGUACAGUCUUUAGUGGAUGGGUUCCAUUUAAUUCUUCAAUUCUAGAGAAAAUUUCUCUAGAGGCCAAAAGGAUUUUUUCAUCAAUUUAUUGGUCGUUCUUUAUCAAAUUGAGUUGUGGAUUUUGAUCAUCAAGGCCUCAUCUAUCAAAUAAAAUAGCGUGGAUAAAGACUCAUUGUGGGGUAGAGACGCAGGCUCUGCUGCUUGGUUGACUCUGCGAAUGGAGUUUUGAUUCAUCAACUUAGGUAGAGAGAGAUGGUGGGAAAUGGUAGCACUGGCGAUAGAAAGGAUUUUGUCGGGCUUAUUCUAAGGAUCAGAUGGUGAAAAUGGCAUGAUUUCGUUUCCAUUACGAGUUGCAGAGCAAAACCACCGGGAGUUGUUCAGAGUUGGAUUCUACCUUGGAUGUAAAUUUGCAAGCUCAGUUCUUAUGAGCUGAAAGCCUGUAUUACGAGCAAGUUUCUCACCAUUUUUGUUCAGCUUAAUGUUCCUGACAAUUUUAAGGGAGAAGGGGUUAAUUCAUUAAUGCUCUUUAUAAAGCUUGAACACUGCCAGCUGCGAAUUUUGCAAUGGUGCCCUGUGAUCUUGAGAA
Molecule: messenger RNA, 974 nt
Organism: Amborella trichopoda
Lineage: Eukaryota; Viridiplantae; Streptophyta; Magnoliopsida; Amborellales; Amborellaceae
Source: RefSeq, a predicted model, not a curated record